Agrilus planipennis (emerald ash borer) is the source of this 1957-nucleotide messenger RNA. Its product is annotated as maltase A1-like. The transcript has 6 exons. Gene Ontology annotation, biological process: carbohydrate metabolic process. Bases 22 to 1776 code for a protein of 584 amino acids. NCBI's taxonomy places the organism in Eukaryota, Metazoa, Arthropoda, Insecta, Coleoptera, Buprestidae. The record is from RefSeq and is a predicted model, not a curated record.
AACAAUCGGUCACACGUAACCAUGAGUGUGUUAAAAAUAGUGAUCCUUUUCACUAGUUUACUUCACAGCUUAAUUGAAGCUGAAGUUAUUUACAAUGGUAGUUCUACGGCUAAGGACGAUUGGUGGAAACAUACAGCAUUCUAUCAGAUUUAUCCUCGAUCCUUCAAAGAUAGUGAUGGCGAUGGACUGGGCGAUUUGAAUGGUAUUAUUAGUAAAUUACAAUAUCUGGUAGAUGCUGGAAUAACGGCUACAUGGCUUUCGCCAAUUUUUAAAUCUCCUGGAGUCGACGCUGGAUAUGAUAUUAGCGAUUUUAGAGAUAUUGAUGAAAAAUUCGGAACCAUGAGUGAUUUUGAUCGACUCCUCAAGGCUGCCCACGACCUUGGCAUAAAAGUUAUUUUGGAUUUUGUUCCGAAUCAUACCAGCGAUCAACACGUGUGGUUCCAGUUGUCCAAAAAUAGAACAAAGGGGUACGAGGACUAUUUCAUUUGGAAAAAGGGCUAUAAUUCAACAACACCUCCUAAUAACUGGGUGACAAGAUUCGGUUAUUCCGCCUGGGAAUAUGUAGCCGAGAGAGAUGAAUUUUAUUACCAUCAAUUUACCACUUCACAACCUGAUUUGGACUUCAGAAACCCUAAAGUUGUACAAGAAAUGAAUGACGUGCUGACCUUUUGGUUAGAUAAGGGCGUAGAUGGGUUCAGAAUUGAUGCAAUUCCCUUUAUUUUUGAGCACCCUGAUUUCAAAGAUGAACCGCUUGCUGACGACUACCAAAACUACAAACCCUAUGAGUACAAAUAUCUCAAGCAUAUUUAUGUUAGGGAUCAACCGGAAAGUAUAGACAUGAUUUAUCAGUGGAGAGAAGUUGUCGACAAUUACCAAAAACAGAAAGGAGGAGAUACCAGAGUGCUCAUGAGCGAGGCGUAUUCAAGAGUAAACAUCAUUAUGCAACAUUAUAGCAAUGGAACAGUUGAAGGGGCUCAUUUUCCUUUCAAUUUCUUUGUGGUAACCGACACAAGAUAUAACAGUACUGCCAAUGAGAUCAUUUCGCCAAUAAAGAAAUGGUUGCAAAAUAUGCCAAGCGGACAUGUAGCUAAUUGGGUGUUGGGAAAUCACGAUAGAGACAGAGUAGCCACCCGUCUUGGAGUUGAGAAUGCAGACGGAUAUAAUAUGCUGAUAGCCCUUCUACCAGGGGUGGCUGUCACUUAUUAUGGGGAAGAAAUUGGAAUGGAAAAUGGAGCAGUAACAUGGGAAGAAGGACAAGAUCCAAAAGCAUGCAUUGGACCCAAAGAAGAUUACCUACGUACAACCAGAGAUUUUGAAAGGACUCCGUUCCAAUGGGACUCUACAGUUAACGCAGGAUUCAGUACAGCGAACAAAACCUGGUUGCCCGUCAGUUCACAAUAUAAAACAAACAAUCUUGAACUACAAAGUAAAGAUGGAGUAAAAAGUCACUUUCAUGUCUACCAAGGUCUAAUGAAGUUAAGGAAAGAAGAUUCCUUCGUUUUUGGAAAUUUGAACAUAGAGGCUUUAGACACUUACGUAUUGGCAUUUACUAGGGAGUUGGUUGGUAACGACACCUACGCUUUUAUAUUUAAUAAGGGAAAUUAUUCUUCUACAGUGUCCUUAUCUCCCUUUAAGUCUGUCACAGGGAAUGUUACAGUAGUUCUAACCAGCAGCAACUCAACCAGAAACGCAGGGGAUACUCUGCCAUCAGGAAGAAUAACUAUGGAUGCGCACGAAGCAAUAGUUGUAAAAUCACCAUCAAAUGUUUCCGUGUGAUGGAACAAUUACACUACUCUGUUAAUAAUGUUAUUUCUAUUUCGAAUUACCUAAUGGCAAAUUGAUUAACAUUUUAUCUGUUAUGUUGAAAUAUACCGACUUUAUCACUAUACUAAAUUUAUUAUAUUUUGUCAGAUUUUUGGAAAAAAAAAACAGAUAUGACAAUAUACUUUGGUUCUUG